This is a messenger RNA of Chrysoperla carnea, 3246 nucleotides long. It is a transcript of the gene dysc, whose product is annotated as whirlin. The record is from RefSeq and is a predicted model, not a curated record. The transcript has 15 exons. Gene Ontology annotation, molecular function: protein binding. NCBI's taxonomy places the organism in Eukaryota, Metazoa, Arthropoda, Insecta, Neuroptera, Chrysopidae. Gene Ontology annotation, cellular component: stereocilium tip; plasma membrane; stereocilia ankle link complex. Bases 1 to 2793 code for a protein of 930 amino acids.
AUGCGGAUGGGUGACGAUUAUACCUCCGAAUUAACAGAAUUUGGAGGUGGUGGCACAUACUUGGGUGGACCUACACGUUGGGGGUCCGUUCAAGGUGGACACACAUGGAAUAGAACAACACCACAGCAUACGUCACGUUUUCAACCGUCAUCAAAUAGUUAUGAAGCCGAAGAUAUAUUGUAUGGUGGGGAUCGAUAUACCGGGAUAUCAAGGCCACGAUCAGGAUUGUAUUAUUCACCACCAGGUACGUCGUACACGAUUGUUGAAAGUUCCGGUGGUUCAACGACAGUUGGACCAGAAGCACCACGUCAUCAUACACGCGAAUACACAAAUACACAUCAAUACAACCAAAGUAGUAAGAUGACACCUCGAGGUACCUAUUUAGGAGCAACUAAUACUACUGGUACGGGAGCAGCCACAACUAGUAAUAGUCGAACAUCAACGCUAACAACCUCUAAUAAUAUCAAUAAAAAACGACCAAUUAGUCCGGAACAAGUACUACGAUUGUUUGGUAACAAUGGACAUGUCAAUACUGGUAUCGAAAAGUCAACAUCACAUGCGAAUAGUCGAAGAUCACCUGCUAGUUCUCCAGCAUCCACAACGCAUCAUAAUUCAACACGAUAUCAACCACCAAGCAUACAUGAAUUAUCUACACGAACGGUCACUAUGACGAGAGAUCCACCAGAUGGGACACAUGGGUUUGGAAUAUGUGUUAAAGGUGGGAAAGAUGCUGGUGUCGGUGUAUAUAUAUCACGUGUUGAAGAGGGCAGUGUUGCAGAACGAGCGGGAUUACGACCGGGUGAUUCAAUACUUGAAGUGAAUGGUACACCUUUUACAGCAAUAUCACAUGAAGAAGCACUUAAGAUGUUAAAAUCCUGUCGUAAACUAAGUAUGACAGUGAGAUCACCUACCUUACCCGGUGCCGCAACAUUAGGUUCAUCUAGUUUACCAGGUAAUUUUAUUGUACGGCAAACGUGCUCGUGGAUGGAUCGUCAAGGUCGACCUGUUUCACCACCAUUGGAAUAUCAACGAAUACGACCGUGGCGAAAUCAACAGACGCCUGGUACGACGGGAACAGGAGCGAUACGACGUGUGGAUUUAUGUAUUGAACCUGGUCAAAGUUUAGGUUUAAUGAUACGUGGUGGUGUUGAAUAUAAUUUAGGUAUUUUUAUUACUGGUGUUGAUAAGGAUUCUGUAGCAGAUCGUGCUGGUCUUUUAAUAGGAGAUCAAAUAUUAGAAGUAAAUGGUCAAAGUUUCUUAGAUGUAACACAUGAUGAAGCUGUGAAUCAAUUAAAAUUCCAUAAACGUAUGUCGUUGGUGGUACGUGAUGUUGGCAAAGUGCCACAUUCAUGUACAUCAUAUGAUCGUGGUGGAGGAGGUGCUGAAAUAUGGGAUAAUCAAACGGGUAGUUUAUUUCCACCAUCAUUAACAAGUGGUCGGAAACGAAAUGCUACGUUGCAAAUGGUCGAAGAAAAAGCUCGUUGUGUGCUUCCAAAAAGUGAUUUUCCAACAUUAUGUUAUUAUACAGAUGAAUAUAUUUGUAGAAGAAUGACUGUUGAUGCAUUUGUUGCUGUCAUGUUAGAACUUUUAAAUACUCCCGAAAAGUAUACUCUUUUGACUGAAUUACGAGAAAUAAUCUUACCAGAGGAUCGUGUCCGAUUCGAUGAAUUAGUCUAUCGACGCGAACAAGACCCUCGAUCAAGAGAUAUUCAUAAAGACUAUGAUAUACGUCAUUCAUCAAGGAGAAAAACUGGUGGUAUGUCCUUGGAGAAUAGUCAUUCAAUGUUAAUGUCCAGUUUGCAUGACAUUGGAUCCGGUCCGGAUUAUGGUACCAACGAAAAUGAAGACUAUCGUUCACCGAGUGAGGAUUCUGGUCUUGGAUUGGCCAUGGCAGACAGAACCUCUAGGGGUCCUCGUCGACCGGCUAGUGCGACUCCCGGUUGUGAAGCUUGGUAUGGAUCAAGUAGUACAGCGCCCGGAGGGGUUAUUCAACCCUCUGGGCCACCGAUACAUCAUCGUUCAUCACCUCCUGCGAUUACUAACACAUCUGAUUUAGAUGAAGAUACAACUCAAAAUCAGGAAUACGGGAGUGGUGAUGAGGCUCCAGGAAGAAGAAGCAGACGACAUUCAAGUCCUGGUGAUAGUCGAUCUGGGAGUGCAACGCACUUACAUCAACCAGAGUACGACGAAGAUACCGAUCAGAGCGGUUACCUGGGCGGACUGCGCUCCUGGACGCAGAAAGUGAAAUCUUGGUACUGGGGCAGACCUCUAGACGACCAGAAUUUACUGGAUGCGAGUGGUCAAGAUGGGACGGGUUCAAUGCGUCGUCAUCAAAGUAUGCAACGGCUACAAAAUCGUACUGGAGGUCCAAGUGGAACUGGAGGUAGCGGAACAGGUGAUAUUGAAGAAUCUUUGGAGGGAGGCGCUACAAGUCCAGGACUGGCGACAGUUGUACCCGAUCAUCAAGGAAAUUUACGUAUUACUGUGAAUAAAUCGAAGCCAAUUUUAGGGAUUGCUAUUGAAGGUGGUGCAAAUACCAAACAUCCGUUGCCAAGAAUAAUUAAUAUACAUGAAAAUGGGGCCGCGUUUGAUGCUGGCGGUUUAGAAGUAGGUCAAUUAAUAUUAGAAGUUGAUGGACAAAAAGUAGAUGGUAUGCAACAUCAAGAAGUUGCACGAUUAAUUGCAGAAUCAUUUGCUAGAAGAGAUCGACAAGAAAUUGAGUUCCUAGUUGUCGAAGCAAAAAAAUCAAAUUUAGAACCAAAGCCAACUGCAUUAAUAUUCCUGGAGGCCUAACACUUGCUUUCCCUCCCCGCCAGCGACCCACCUGGACCCGAUAGGGCUAGUGGGCUCGAUCUAACCACAUCUUAGAGUGAACCUGUCGGGAGAGGGUAUAUCAUUUUAAGUAAGUGUAACAUUAUCUUAUGAAGAAAAAUCUGCAAUAUAUCUUUAGAUUUAUACAAAAACCAAAAAAAAAAAAAAUCAAAAUCAGAGCUUCAUCAAAAAAAACCUUUUUGGUGUAUUUUGAAUCAAAAUGAACGCAACAGUAUUAUACCUAUACACACAACAAAAAUACCACAAAAAAGGAAAACGAAGGAAGUCCUUAUAUACACUAGACUGUGCCAAAUACUAAAAUUUGUGCAAAAAAAUAAAAUAAAAAAACCAAAAAAAAAAAAUUAUAAUCAAUGUACUGCAAAAUUUUUAGUGCUAAACCGUCGUGUCAGCAAAGAAAAAAAAAACAAAAAUAAA